This is a messenger RNA of Euleptes europaea (tarantolino), 1632 nucleotides long. RefSeq names its product cleavage stimulation factor subunit 1 (gene CSTF1). Lineage: Eukaryota; Metazoa; Chordata; Lepidosauria; Squamata; Sphaerodactylidae. The transcript is spliced from 7 exons. Gene Ontology annotation, molecular function: RNA binding; protein binding. Bases 1 to 1632 code for a protein of 543 amino acids. The record is from RefSeq and is a predicted model, not a curated record. Gene Ontology annotation, cellular component: mRNA cleavage stimulating factor complex. Gene Ontology annotation, biological process: mRNA 3'-end processing.
AUGUCAAAUCACCACAUGUCUCCAGCAUGUGAUAGACGGCACUUUCCAUGGGGCAUGAAUAACAUGGGUUCCCCCACCAAUGAGCCUUGGGCAAUGCGACCACCAUUUCUUGAGGCUGAUCUGCGGCUGCAAUCGAUGUGCGGGGGAUCGAUGCAGCAGCCUGCUCGGCGCAACCUCCCUCGGCCCAGGCUGUUCCCGCCGCCGCCGCCUCCCGCCCCGCUCCCGUUGCCUUUGCACCCGCCCAUCGAUGCCGUCGGGCCUCCAGCUGCCAUUUUAAGCGGGGAGAGGCCGAGGCCGAAGGAGGGGCUGUCUGUUGGAAGGCAACCUUUGCUCACAAUGUAUAGACCAAAAGUAAGCCUGAAAGACAGGCAACAGCUUUACAAGCUCAUUAUUAGUCAGUUGCUGUAUGAUGGAUACAUCAACAUUGCUAACGGUUUGAUAAAUGAGGUAAAGCCACAGUCUGUCUGUGCACCAUCUGAACAGCUGUUACAUCUUAUUAAACUGGGAAUGGAGAAUGACGACAGUGCAGUUCAGUAUGCGAUUGGGCGCUCCGACACAGUCGCUCCAGGCACAGGCAUUGACUUGGAAUUCGAUGCAGAUGUACAAACUAUGUCCCCAGAGGCUUCUGAAUACGAGACAUGUUAUGUCACAUCUCACAAAGGACCGUGUCGUGUAGCUACAUACAGCAGAGACGGGCAGCUAAUAGCUACAGGAUCAGCUGACGCUUCAAUAAAAAUACUUGAUACAGAGAGAAUGUUGGCAAAGAGUGCGAUGCCUAUUGAGGUCAUGAUGAAUGAAACAGCACAGCAGAACAUGGAAAACCACCCUGUUAUUAGAACUCUUUAUGAUCAUGUGGACGAGGUGACAUGUUUAGCUUUUCAUCCAACAGAACAGAUCCUUGCUUCUGGAUCGCGGGAUUACACACUUAAAUUGUUCGAUUAUUCGAAACCAUCUGCUAAAAGAGCCUUCAAAUAUAUCCAGGAAGCGGAGAUGCUACGUUCUAUCUCUUUCCAUCCUUCUGGAGACUUCAUACUCGUUGGGACCCAGCAUCCAACCUUGCGACUAUAUGACGUCAAUACUUUCCAGUGUUUUGUAUCUUGCAACCCUCAAGAUCAGCACACUGAUGCCAUAUGCUCGGUUAACUACAACGCGAGUGCUAACAUGUAUGUGACGGGCAGUAAAGACGGAUGCAUCAAACUGUGGGAUGGUGUUUCAAAUCGCUGUAUCACUACUUUUGAGAAAGCGCACGACGGAGCUGAAGUUUGUUCUGCCAUCUUCUCCAAGAACUCCAAAUAUAUUCUGUCAAGCGGAAAAGACUCUGUAGCCAAACUAUGGGAAAUAUCGACAGGGAGAACCCUGGUCAAAUAUACAGGGGCCGGUCUAAGUGGGCGUCAGGUUCAUAGGACCCAGGCGGUCUUCAACCACACAGAAGACUACGUGCUUCUCCCCGACGAAAGGACCAUCAGCCUCUGCUGCUGGGACUCGAGAACAGCCGAACGGAGGAACCUCCUUUCCUUGGGGCAUAACAGCAUAGUCCGCUGCAUCGUCCACUCACCUACCAAUCCUGGUUUCAUGACCUGCAGCGAUGACUACCGAGCUCGGUUUUGGUACCGAAGGUCAACCACGGAUUAA